This is a messenger RNA of Micromonas pusilla CCMP1545, 456 nucleotides long. RefSeq lists its product as uncharacterized. Lineage: Eukaryota; Viridiplantae; Chlorophyta; Mamiellophyceae; Mamiellales; Mamiellaceae. The transcript has a single exon. The coding region runs from base 1 to 456 and encodes 151 amino acids. The record is from RefSeq and is a predicted model, not a curated record.
AUGUGGGCGAACGGGGCCGGGGAGGACGAGGAACAGAGGGACGCGCUGUACGCGCGCCCCGGUUCGACCGGCGCGGACCAGGGGUGGGGCGCUGGGCGCGGAAACCCUCGAGGCCCGUUCGUCAACGCGUGCGCGGUGCUCACCGCGCUCGGGGCGUUCACGAUGUUCGUCGUCAUCGCGUGGGCGAUAUCGUCCACGACCGGGAGUUUCGGGGAGCAGAUCGCGUGGCUGGUGUCGAACCCUUGGGGGGUCGUCUCCCUCGUCGACUUGUACGUCGGCUUUUCGGUGUUCUCUCUGUGGAUUUGGUUCCGCGAGAGAAACGCGUUCGCGGCCGCGGCCUGGACGCUCGCGAUGAUGACGACCGGAUGGCUCGGCGGAAGCGCGUACGUGUUCAACUGCUUGCGACAGUUCAACGGAGACUGGCAGUGGUUCUUCAUGGGAAACAGGCGCGCGUGA